CGCUUGGAGAAUGCAAGCAAAAUCAUCGUUCUCUUUGGGCGAACCGUUGGCCCUUUCAACAUUCGCACUACCUAGUGCCUCAAAAGCUGGCUAUUCUUCACACGUUUUGGGCUCCUACACAAAUGUUCCACGAAAUGAAGACGGCUGGCUGACAUUGACCUGUCAAGGCGACGGCGUUCAUAUAGUGGAUUUGUCCACCAAUCGGCGCUUUGCCUCCUUUACUCUUGGUCCCUCUACGACUUUUGCAUGCCCUUCCAUCACAACUGUGGUGGAGGAUCAAGGAAUGUUAUCAAGGACAACUUAUGCGGUCGUCGAAACUUCCCCAAACAUAGAUUCAGAUGGGCGGGGUCGUACAAUAUGGAUGUGGCAAGAAACCCAUUCUGGAAAAUCUCCCAACUUAUCGGCUCCCAAACGAAUCGACGCCACAGUAGAACAUCGCAUAUGCUCAAUGCAUUAUGUCCAAUCUUCAAAUUUAUUCAUACUCUUUUCGGAUGAAAAUGAGAUUUUGACGGUUGACUCUGGAUUCAAACGGUUAUACGCCACCAAGCUAGAAAUUGAAGACAGUUAUGCGGUGUUGCAACGUUGGGUACUUCACGAUGUCACAUUCAUAACAUCGCCGGAUGCUAUGCAGAACUCCAUAAUUGCGCAGGCAAUGCAUAACCAUGAUGGUCAACCUCUAUUGCUGCUCUACUCCUGUGGUCCAGACGGAUCACUCACAUUUUUAGAGAAGUUACCAAUCGAUACUAAUGCCAAGGAACUUGCGUACUGCACACUCUCACAAUCUGGGGAUUUCUCAGUGUUAUCCCGACAAGGACAAUGGUAUCACUAUAGACUGCGCCUAGCCCACGAUUCAUGGAGCUUGACUCAAUCCUCGACGCCAUUCAGGCUGAAGUCACUUACCCUCUUCGGUUCAACAUCAGCUUCUUCCCCAACCACACUUCUGUCCCUCACCGCCUCUCAUGUUUUUCUUGCAUCAGUUUCGUCCACCUCAGAACUCGUUCUGCAAAUAUGGGAUCUCAAGUAUUCUCUGUUGAUGAGCAUUGCUACAGCGCUGAUAUCCGGUCUCAGCGGCGAGUGGCGGCUACGAUUAAUUGGUGCCUCUAAGUCCCAGGUUUUCCUCACCGUAUCUCCUCCACUUGAUGAAACGUCCAAAUCUGCCGUGAAAGCUCGGCGUUCGACCGUCUUUUCCGUACCAUACGCCGUUCCCCCCUUUUCGACAAUCGCGAAUGCUAUCUGUCAAUCCCAGAAAGUCGACCAAACUCCAUGGGCUUACUCCAAUAGCACCGUCACACCUACAUCUCCAGAGGCAUCAGCCCAAAAAGCCGUGGCCACGAACCUACGCCAUGUCAUGCCUACCGCUUACGGUCCGUCUUCCUGGGCCCUGAUACAAGAACAGUCCGAGGCCCGCCAUCGCGAUUUCGUUGAUAAAUUCACUUUGGCGCUCAAUGAUGAAAAUUACAGUGGGGCCGCAGCAGCUUUCACAAGCUGGGAGAAAGAUGACGCGGGGACAGGGGACGAAGUAGAAGGGUCCCACAAAGAAAAAAUGCCCUACCAAUUUGCCGCCACCUUUAUCAAAGCGAUUCUGAGCCUGCCCAGAAUUAACAAGAAACUUUGGACGGUCACACAGACCCUCCUUUCCUCCCGUUCAGUGUUCAACAACAUGCUACCUUCAGAGGGUGGGAUAUUCCGUCGGCUGAUGGAACUCGAAGAAUGGACUUUUGUGCUACGCUCGCUCGAAGUCCUUCCCGACAUACCAGAAGAUGAACUCGCGCGUGGUCUGAAAACUGUUGUUGAUCUAACCCUGAAGGUUCAAUCCAAACGCAUUACAGCGGUCGGACCAGACGAAGGGGAGGCUAUGGAACCAAAUUUAACCCUGCACACCUUACUACCGUCAUAUCUUGCGCGCAUGAUCGCUUAUCCUUACGCUCCUACGCUACUUCGAACUGCCUUCCGGAAGCAUGUGAAUGAUCCCAAGCACCUUGUCCACAUUCUGCCGAUGCUUUCGCAAUGGGCACGCACUUACUUGAAACAGGAUGACGUCGUUUUUCUGAAGCCGCAGCCCACCGCUUUGGUAUUCUACCCCUCGUCAUCCGAAGCUAAUACCCCUCCGAUGCCGUCAUUCGAGACUCUAUUACUAUUCCUCGAGAACUUUCUCGAUUCUUCAUUCGUCUCUUUGGUCCAGUACGAGGCUGCGCAUUCAUAUCUCGUCGAUAUUGCGAACAGUAUUCGGUUAACAACUAAGCUGUUUGUAGAGUUGGAUACGUUGAAGGGUCCCUUGGAGCCCUUUAGCGAGACCGGAAGCUACCGUAUAGACAACCUUCCACAGACUACUGCGAGAUACACAGUCCAGCGCAUCGUGUUGUAAUUUGACUUGCUAGGUUCGUUUGCAUUGCGCGCGGGGGGUAUGCUUCGCGUGAUUAUUCAAUUUCU
Molecule: messenger RNA, 2430 nt
Organism: Cantharellus anzutake
Lineage: Eukaryota; Fungi; Basidiomycota; Agaricomycetes; Cantharellales; Hydnaceae
Exons: 8
Coding region: 11-2365 (784 amino acids)
Biological process (GO): maturation of SSU-rRNA
Cellular component (GO): nucleolus
Molecular function (GO): RNA binding
Source: RefSeq, a predicted model, not a curated record